CAGUAUCACGUCCCCAGUCAGUCAGGCAGGGAUAUCGCCUUUCGCUUCUGCCAACGAGAACAUGGGCAUCUCCCUGGCUCCCACUUUUCUGGCUCAUUGGCGCCAAGCUCCGAUGCUUCGGUGUCUCGCACUUUCCGUCGUUGGUUUUCCCCGACAAAUGUCUGUUUUGGGCCAAAAUUGACCUUGGAAUUCCUCAACGUUGCAGCCAUCUAGUCCCAGAGGAAAUCUUAAACGUCACUUCUGAGUUCUUAAUUUGGACGAGAUAGACGCAACGAUGGGUUCUGAACCGAAUUUGGCUGGAUCACCCUCAACAUCAUCGCCUGGUAGCAAGCGUGCUAGAGAUCCUGAAGAGGAGGUUUACCUUGACAAUUUUCAUUCUCACAAGCGUUACCUUAGUGAGAUAAUGGCAUCCAGUCUAAACGGACUGACUGUUGGCGACUCGCUUCCUGAGAAUCUCCUGGAAUCUCCCGCCAGGUCUGAUAGCAUGCUCUCUGUCAGAGAUGAGAUGGCUUUACAAUAUUCACCUAUGUCAGAGGACUCGGAUGAAUCCAGGUAUUGUGAGACUACUACGAACAGCUGCUCAUCUCAACCCGAGAGCCGCCCCACAAGUCCCGUUUCACCCUACCGUUACCAAAGACCACUCAGUACAUUCUCUUCAGCACCUUCCUCUGGUUCAAAUGCUUCACAUGUCUCUGCUGUGUCGCAGCCUCGUCAACGGGGUUCAGACUCUGAGGGCCGGUUCCCAUCAUCUCCAAGUGAUAUAUGCCACUCAGCUGACUUGAGGAGAGCUGCACUACUGCGAUCUGUGCAGAUGAGGACACAGCCUCCUGGUGAUCCUGAGGAUCGGCCGUGUCCGUUUAUGAAGUCCCUGGAUGACUAUAGAGACUAUAGGGAGUAUCAAAUUGAUGAGUGUCCAUCAGUGCGUAUGUCGGAGCCUGAGUUUAACCAAGAGAAACCAUGCAAUAUGUUAAAUAUGAAUGCAAAGUCGGCCGAUUCGGGGGGUUAGGAGGUUGGUGUUAAUUGUUGAAUCUUACCCAACACUUGUUUUAUGGUUUUAUGGCACCCUCGGUUUUCCCUCUUAAAAA
Neltuma alba is the source of this 1085-nucleotide messenger RNA. RefSeq lists its product as uncharacterized. The transcript is spliced from 3 exons. The record is from RefSeq and is a predicted model, not a curated record. NCBI's taxonomy places the organism in Eukaryota, Viridiplantae, Streptophyta, Magnoliopsida, Fabales, Fabaceae. Bases 275 to 1006 code for a protein of 243 amino acids.